AUGGGGUGCGGAUGCGUUUCGCAGCACCAGGUUGGCAUCCCUGGUGGUGGACCUCGCCAGUUUCUGUACACAGCUACAGACAAGGAGUUCGUGCGAUCUCUGGACAAAGAGGAACUCAAGGACAAGAAGUUGCUGCUUAUGUACUUCCGCUUGGACAACGAGGGGCAUUUUGUGGUAACAGAUGGUUUUCGAGACUUGGUCCGAAGAAAAGGAGUACCAGACAGGUAUCGGUGGCGAGCUUGGCGGGCCCUCACAGGAUGGAGCGUCUUGUCCAAGCCCGGCUGGUACGAGAGGAUCAUGAGGAAAGUUCCAGAUGUCAAGACAGUCGAGGCAAUCGAAAAAGACCUCGACAGGACCUUUCCUGGUCUGGAGGACUUCGACGACAGAAAGAAAAGAGAAUUAGCUGCGAUGCUUCGAGCUCACUCGGGUCUUUUUCCGAGUGUCGGGUACUGUCAGGGUAUGAACUUCGUAGCUGGCUUCAUCCUCAUGGUUGCCGGACGUGUUCCAGAUGCACCCAAGGAUGCAUUUUUGCUGCUCGUGCAGAUGAUGGUAAAGUACCGAGCAAAUCUCUUGUUUUGCGAAGGUUUGCCACUCCUCAAGUUGCAUACGUUUCAGUAUCGAACGUUGCUACAAAGGCUUUUUCCAGAUGUUCACAGACACUUUCAAGACCAGCAGAUCACGCCGGAGUUAUACCUGACAAGGUGGAUACUCACAAUUUUUACACAGCCUCUGAGCUUCUCUUCAGCAGCGCGUGUUUGGGAUCUCAUAGUCUGCGACGGAUUACAGGCCGUCGUCCUCAUCGCAUUGGCAAUCGUCAAGCUGCGAAAAAACAGGAUUUUGCAAGAAGGAACUGAAGGGAUUUUGGACAUGAUGAGUAUGCGUGCUGGCGAUCCACUCGCUGGAGGCGACAUUGUCAAAGCGGCAUUAUCUCUGGAGUCGCAGAUUGCGCCCGGCAGCAUCAGUGAUGGGACGGGUGUCAGGCCAAGCCGGCUUUUUGCAGAGUGGGAGGCAGCCUGCCCAUCCGAAGUUGCUGAUUUUCAAAGGGCGGAAGCCGAGAUAUGUACGAGCAGAGAUGACUGGUAUCAGUCCGAGACCUCUCAUGACUCUGAAGCCAACAGUCCUGGUGAAGGAAUCCAGUGUGACAGUCCUAGUCCUCGUCCUGCAGAUGACAUGAUUGAGUCCAAUAGGUCAGAAACUCCCCAAGCUGGCAGCACAGCACCUGUUUGCUCAGAGAUGGAGGAGCUUCCUCUAGCUGGAGGAGAUGAAAGUGGCCAAGUGUCCCAGCAUACGAUAGCAGCUGAGGCAAAGGUGGCGGUGAACCCGUCGAUGCCGCUCAGAAAGCCUUCUAGGGCAACGCCGGGGUCCAGGGGCAACGGUGGCAAGCGCGGAGUUGAAAGCGAGCGUGGACGCACAUCAGGAAGUGUUCCAAAGCGUUCAUCUUCACUUGGCUGCCUUGUUGGGCCUCUUCAGUCCGGAGGGCCGCUGGUCAGCGAUGGAGAUCCACUUUGGAAUUCUCCAAAAUUUGUCAAGAGCAGCUCUGUCAAGAAGCUAGAUCCAACUGAUGCCCGCAGAGACGAGGCUGGGCACCGCCGGACACAGAGUAGUGCAGGACGGGAGUCUGGACCUCGAACCCUCAAGGCAUCGGGAUCUCCUCCGGCACCUGCUCCGGACAUUCGACGAGGCAAUCGCACUCCUGUGCGAGCACCAAGCAAUGGAUCAUGGACUUCAGGGUCUAUUGGCCGAAGCCGUAGUGGACUGGACUUGGAGGUGGCAGAUGAGCAUCGAGGCCUGGAAUGCAAGGCCAUUCCAGUGGCUCGGAAGUCUCGUACUUCUCCGAGUGCAGGGACAAAGCCUGCAACUGCUCCUUCCCCUGCGAUGAGCUCGCGGGAAGUUCUUGAGGACCUAUCGAUGCAUGGUCGCACUUGGCCCGAGCAAAUGGCAGGUUUGAUUGGUGGCAGAGACCAGGCAAACCAUGGCUCUUCAAUGCAAGACUCUUUGGCUGGAUCCAGGUCAGAGAGUGGGACCAGUGGACCUGAACCAAGCCCAUGCAAUGGCUUGAGGGGCGAGAGCACAGAGCGGAGUGCGAGCAAACCGCACGGCAGGGAUGCUGAGGAUCGACGGGUGCGCAGCCUGUCCCCACGACCUGGAGAUCGAAGCCAAUCCCCACUUGAUGCCGGAAGGUUACGUGGGCAGGAGGUUCAAGCCUCUCCGGCUAGAUCAAAGACGCUGCAGGCGCCCGACCGCCCAGACAGUGAAAGAUUUGGGGUGCAAAGCGAGGGGCAUGCAGCAACAGUGCGCUCAGAUGGGCGAUGGAUGUUCUACAAAGAUGGGAUUGAAGAAGAGCAAGUGGAAGGCGCCGCAGAAGGUCACCCUUCCAGCCCGUCUCAAAGACGAACAGCCUGGCACAACCCGCCGAGCGCAGCAUGGGGUUCUCCACAUAGUGCCUUUGACAGAGGAGCAGAUGGCGUACUUGGUACUCAGGACAACUCCAGCUGA
Molecule: messenger RNA, 2496 nt
Organism: Cladocopium goreaui
Lineage: Eukaryota; Dinophyceae; Suessiales; Symbiodiniaceae
Source: the annotation of a GenBank genome assembly